Molecule: messenger RNA, 615 nt
Organism: Macrosiphum euphorbiae (potato aphid)
Lineage: Eukaryota; Metazoa; Arthropoda; Insecta; Hemiptera; Aphididae
Source: the annotation of a GenBank genome assembly
AUGGAGCGCUGCAACGAUUACAGAAACAGAAUGAUGAGAAGAUCGGUCAGGCAAUAUUUUCACUUCGUGUACUAUAAUCCGCGCUUGGUUUGCAGGAUUAUGUCUUGUUUGAACGUGAUAUUUUUUACGGCACUUAGCACGAUUUUGGUAUACAACAUAUUUUGCGCCACAUAUGUCAAACAGCAAUCGUCUUCUACUUUCAAGCCCAGUGAAGAUGAAGAAGAGUUGGAUUUGGAUUUACAAAUACCAGUCGAGUUGGUGUAUAAAAAUCAAGGUAAAGUGAUCACCAAAUCAAUGUUAAAUUUGAUUUUUACUGCUACGAUGCUUCUUGUCAACAUUCGUCUGCUAUUGGCAACGUAUAAUAGAAAUCUUUAUAGUAUUUCCAUUUGGUUGUUUGUACAUACAACGCAUAUGUUAUAUUCACUAUACGUCAAUUUGUGGGUCGGAGCAUCCAAAGAUUAUAAUUCGCUUAUAUAUCUUGCUAUGUUCAAUACUUUGCUUUAUCUUCUGUUCAUAUCUCUGGUGGCAUUGUUUUGGAUGGAAGAGCGUUGCAGCACGAGCAUUCCAAUGUGCACAAAGGAUAAAGCGGCCACAAGUCAGGAAAGCGUGGCUUAA